Molecule: messenger RNA, 399 nt
Organism: Fraxinus pennsylvanica
Lineage: Eukaryota; Viridiplantae; Streptophyta; Magnoliopsida; Lamiales; Oleaceae
Source: the annotation of a GenBank genome assembly
AUGCGUGUCAAAUUAAAGAUUUAUACAAAGGAAGUGCCUUUACGGAAAGUGUGGCGCAAACCCGCCGCCACCACCGUCAAUGCAACCUCCACCACCGCAUCACCAUCCCACAAAGAAAAUGAAUAUGUUAAACUAAGCCAUCCAAAUUGGACAUUAGGAGAGAAUUCACGUUCAGCCAUGUCGUAUAUGAGAGGAGAUUUACUAUCAAAAACCCGAAAACUAGUCAAAGGGUUAGCCAAAUCCGAACCUGUCUGGCUUAAAGCCAUGGAAAAAGCGCCACCAGCUACAUUUCCUCGUGCCGAGAAUAAGCUUAAGCCCAUAAGCUUGCCAGAGGAUGUUUACAUCAGUAAAUUCUUUCAGAAGCACCCGGAUUCAAAGCAUGAAGAUACUAUCAAGUAA